Molecule: messenger RNA, 2702 nt
Organism: Lemur catta (Ring-tailed lemur)
Lineage: Eukaryota; Metazoa; Chordata; Mammalia; Primates; Lemuridae
Product: doublecortin domain-containing protein 1-like
Exons: 18
Coding region: 36-2702 (888 amino acids)
Biological process (GO): intracellular signal transduction; regulation of mitotic cytokinesis
Molecular function (GO): microtubule binding
Source: RefSeq, a predicted model, not a curated record
GAGUUGAAAAUCCUCUAUGGAACAAGCUUACCUACAUGUGGCCAGUCCUUCCCAGUGGCCAACUUAAUGAGGGGUUUGAUUGGCCAAUAGAAGGACUGCUUGUUCCAAAUAGUCCUCCCAUGAAAAAACCCAUCUGUAAGACACCAGAGCAAUAUGUCCCUGUGAGACUAAGAGUUUUGCGGAAUGGAGACAAGAAUAAAAACAGAUCCCUUACUGUACUUGGUCCAGCCAUCUCACCUGGAUGGAAAACACAGUGCACUGAAAUUUUAAAUUUACCUUCUGCAGCUCGGAGAUUGUUCAAUGAAAAGGGGAAGGAAAUAUUUACCCUAGAAGACCUCCAAAGAGAUGAACUGGUAUAUGUUUCAUGUGGAGAACAUUGGAUCAAUCCUGAUCUGUCCAUUGCUCAUCAAAAGAAACAAAUCUUUCUGAGGAACCUAGCAUCAGACAUUUCCAAAAUUCAAAUCUUUUGCAGCACACGUAAGAUAGAAGGUCUUGUUUUAGAAGUCCAAAGUCACCUUGUGUCUGGAGGCAAGCUUGCUGUGAAACCGAUAGCAAUUUUUGGAGAAAAGAAGCAAGUUACAGAAACUGAAGAAAAGCAAAUACAAAAAGAUACUUUAACAACAGAAAAUGCUUCCACUGAAAUUCUAGAUUCACAUGCAAGGGCCCAUCUCCGAAUGAAGGCUUGUCACACACUUCUCAGGUAUGCCUGGCAGGAAAUUUUGCAUGACUUUGAUGAGGAUGACAGUCUUCCAAAGAAAAUGGAAAAAGAGCUCUUUGAAAAUGUGGAACCACAAAAGAAACACAGGGAAAACCAUUUGCCAGAGCAUGGUAAAUUGCAGAAGCUUUGCCUCCAGCAGUUUGAAUACAGAGAUGGGCAAAUUGUAAGCUGUGCUGCUCCUCAGCUAGUCUUGGGGGUGCAAGGUCCCAGCCUCCGGUCAGGCAUGGAGGUGGUUUUGGUGGAGAAGAAAUCUGAUGGUAGUCAUCAACGCUGGAUACACAAGAAAGACAGCAGGACCUUUCACCUGGUGAGUAACCCGGACUUUGUGCUGGCAGUGUCUAUGACCAAGGCUGGAAAUGAUGUCGGUGGCCAUCCAGUUAUUGUUCAGAAAUAUAACCCAUGCAACAAUGGGACUGCCAAUCAAAAGUGGAAUUAUGUGGAAAAUAUGAAAGCAUUUAUAGCCUUUCAUAGCACUGCCCUGAAUAAGGAAAUUACAUCAGCAAAUUAUGCUGGUAUUUGUACAUCAUCUGUGAUUAAAGAAGAAAACAUUGACCAACCAGGAUAUUAUUAUCUCUCACCUGGUGAAAAGAGAAAAAUGAUGCUCUGCUUGGCUUGCGGACGAUCCAUGAGAGCAGAGAAGGGACUGAAAGAGUUGCUUCCAGGGGUUCCAUUCUUUUGUGUUUCAGGCUCCAAGACUCAGAAGCCCUUCUCACCAGGGCCGUUCAAGGUCAUCAAUGUGGCUGAGGCUGAUUUAUCAUCUUACGAGGCUGAAAAAACUCUAAGUUAUUAUGAAGAACGUCUGUUAUCUUUACGGAUGGAGACCUGCACGCAAGCUGUAUCUCACAGUGGUAUGGCAGCUACGCACCAGAAGGCAGUGAAAAUAAUUGCAUACAAAAAUGGGGAUGGAUAUCGUAAUGGGAAGUUAAUUGUGGCUGGAACAUUCCCCAUGCUUCUUACAGAAUGCACAGAACAACUUGGGCUUGCCCAAGCAGCCUCAAAAGUAUAUACCAAAGAUGGAACUACAGUCUUUACCUUGCGUGAUUUGGUUUUAUGGGCUCUAGAUGAAUCCUUUAUCCAGAGAGACUCUGAGGAACAAAAGAAAGACUCCGCUCCUGCUGGAACAGAAGAGUUAACUAUUAAAAAAAAUCUGACAAUGAAUGUGAAAAACAAAUUAUUUCCAAAGUCUGUGAAAUCUGAUAGUUUGGAUGGUAUUGAUAAGUCUGUGCUUGCCCUCAUCCUUAGAAAUCCUAUUGCCAUCUGGGUAUCUUGUGGUGAACCAUUUCUACCUCCAAAUGCUUUGCAGGAAGAAGAAAAGUUAGAGAAACAAAACUGGCUUAAAAAGGACAAAAUUUUGGCUGAUCUGGAUACCAUGAAACACAAAAUGAGACAGUUAAAAGGGCGGCGAGUAGCAGCAUGUCAGCCGGCCACCAUGGUUCCCACCAAGAGCCCUGUGCAGCCAGUGGUGGUUGAAGGAGGCUGGACCAAGCAGACUCAAGAGGAAAUUAAACUCAUGGAACUUAUAAAACAUACAGAGACACACCUUUCUGAAGUCCAAGAACUGCAAUCCAAAAGGAAUUCUCAAGUUGCAUCUACAGCCAAGCGGAGCAGUCUGUAUAAGCAACCCAACACAAAACGAGUAUGGAUUUACCUAAAUGGAGGCAGACCUGAAUAUGGCACUUAUGCCUGGGGCAGAACUAUUUCAGAGCUGUUGGAUGACUGCUCGUCUCGUCUCAAAAUGGCCCACCCAGCCAGAGCACUGUACACCCCAGAGGGAGAGCUGGUUCAGUCGUGGGAUGACGUAGAGCGAGACAUGGUCAUCUGUGCAUCCACGGGGCACGGCUUUAUAACCCAAAAAGAGUUAAAGCAGCAGUUGGAGGUCAGAGCAAAUUAUGCCAGAAUCCAAAGGCAGCAGGGCCUGCAAGCCACAGACAUCGUGGUGAUGCCAUCCACAAAACUGCUAUCUCUGGUACAUCUCCACAAUUAA